Saccostrea echinata is the source of this 624-nucleotide messenger RNA. RefSeq lists its product as uncharacterized. The transcript has a single exon. The coding region runs from base 1 to 624 and encodes 207 amino acids. The record is from RefSeq and is a predicted model, not a curated record. NCBI's taxonomy places the organism in Eukaryota, Metazoa, Mollusca, Bivalvia, Ostreida, Ostreidae.
AUGGACGAGCCGAAUUUACUCAGAAUCUGUUUACUUGGACAUUCUUUCGUGACUCGUUUACGGCGGUAUAUGGACUCACAUCCUGAUUUAGUGAAUUUAAAGCUACACCAUAGACUUUAUAGUGUUUCAGUGCGGGCUCGUGGUGGUUUACGGAUCUCUAGCAUUGCUCGUUCCAGAGACUUGUUGACUUUUGAUGUGUUGCCACACAUAUGCUUCAUGCAGAUUGGGGAGAAUGACAUUCUGUUGAAUAGUGACGAAGUGAUUGUGCGUGAUAUUUUAUCAUUAGCGUCUUAUCUGCAUUCGGGUGUGGGCAUACGAACAGUCAUUGUAGGCCAGCUUCUACGCCGCCAGCCUUGGGCUUCGUCUUCGGACUUCAACGAUCGCAUCGUCGCCAUCAACGUUAUGCUAAAAGAACAGUGUGCAGCUAUGAACGGUGUACAUUUCUGGCCUCAUAGAGGCUUCUGGGAAGACUUGACAUUCCUGUGCCAUGACGGGGUACAUCUCCGAUGCCCUACCCCAUCUCCUCUUGUUGUGACCGCCUCUCCUAUGCAUCGUUUUUGGCGAAGUGUUCGCUCAGCUAUCUUACAUCAUAGACACAUUUCAGGCCAGUAUCAUUCUGCUUAA